GUAGUUCCGCUUGUCCUCGUUCCCAUUCAUCUCCUCCUAUUCCAACCUCUCUCCCAGUCUCUGUCUCUCUCUCUCUAGGAGUGUUGGUGGCGGCGAUGGCGGCGGCGGCGGGAGCGGGGGACGCGACCGCGGUGUACGCGAGGGACGCGAUGAUCGCGUGGUUCCGGGGGGAGUUCGCGGCGGCGAACGCGAUCAUCGACGAGCUGUGCGGCCACCUGGCGCAGAUCGAAGGCGGGGAGGAGUACGAGGCAGCGUUCGCGGCCAUACACAGGCGCCGCCUCAACUGGAUCCCGGUUCUCCACUUGCAGAAGUACUUCUCCAUCGCCGACGUCUCCGCCGAGCUCCGCCUCGUGGUGGCUAACCGCGCGGCGGCCGCCUCCUUCGCCCCGGACGACCCUCCCGCGGAGGAGGAACCUGCUGCUCCCGAGGCGGUAGUUGCCGACCCCAAGGUCGCGGUCGAGGAAGAAGCGACGGCGGCGGCAGAGGAGAAACCUUCCGGAGAUUCUUCGGAUCAAAGGGGCGUCGAAGACGGUGAAGCGUACGGAGGACCCCAAGAAGCACCAUCUUCAUCGGACAAGGCCGAUGUGAAAGCAGAAGUAGAUGGCUCGGUGCGUCCGGAGAGGAUUAAGAUCUCGAAAGGUUUUGUGGCCAAGGAGUCGGUGAAAGGGCACAUGGUCAAUGUUGUGAAGGGUCUCAAGUUGUACGAGCACAUCUUCACAGACUCGGAGCUGCUCACGCUCUCUGAAUUCGUAGAUGAGCUCCGCCUUGCGGGGCGCGGCGGCGAACUCCCAGGUGAGACGUAUAUAUUCUUCAACAAAGAAAUGAAAGGGAACAAGAGAGAGAUCAUUCAGCUUGGCGUCCCACUAUUCCAAUCAACGACGGAGGCAGCAAGUAACAUCGAACCAAUUCCCUCCGAGUUGCAGACUGUAAUCGAUCACUUGGUUCAAUGGCGUUUGAUACCGGAGACUAGGAAGCCCGACAGUUGCAUCAUCAAUUUCUUCGACGAGGAUGAGCACUCGCAGCCGUACUUCAAACCUCCGCAUUUGGACAAUCCCAUUUCCACACUCGUCCUCUCGGAAACUACGAUCGCUUUUGGGCGGUCUCUUGUUAGCGAUCAUGAAGGAAACUAUAAGGGUUCCUUGACGGUUCCCAUCAAGCAAGGGUCACUCCUAGUCAUGCGCGGUAACAGCGCGGACAUGGCGAGGCACGUUGUUUGCGCUUCACCGAACAAGAGGGUCAUCGUCACAUUCGUGAAGGUGAGACAUGCCGCCGCUCGCCAGGCGGCGGCUUCGCCUACCGCGUUGCAGCCAACCAAGGCGAUGACGGUUUGGCAACCCGGGACAGCACAGACGACGACGACACCGCGGAAGGUGGCUACCGCGGGGGUCAUCGCCUGGCCUCAUCGCGUGAUACCGGCCGCAUGGGGAUUGGCUCUCCACAGCCCCGUGGUAAUGGUGGCGCCGCGCAGGGCGAUGGUUGUGGGCCCUGGCAAGAAGGCGCCCCGCAAUGGCACGGGCGUGUUCUUGCCGUGGACGGUCGGCCCCAAGAAGCACACCAAGCAUCUUCCUCCUCGGUUUCAGAAGGGGAGGCUGCCAUCUCCGUUAGAAGCGCAGGCAUAGGUGUGCAGAGAGAGAUUAGCAACUUUCUGAGGUGAUGUUUCCUUUUUGGGGUCUUUGUAAUAUGGUAGUGUAUGUGGUGGUGGUGGUGACUGUGGUGACAAAGAAAAAAAAAAAAAGAGAGCGAGAGAGAGAGAGAAAUGGCGGAGAGGAGUUUUGUGUACUUUUGCUUUUGACAGAAAUGGUGGGAGUGUCGGAAUUUUGAAAUAUUUAAGUUCCGAGUUGUGUUA
Messenger RNA from Musa acuminata AAA Group (dessert banana), 1846 nucleotides. Its product is annotated as RNA demethylase ALKBH10B. The record is from RefSeq and is a predicted model, not a curated record. The coding region runs from base 96 to 1619 and encodes 507 amino acids. Gene Ontology annotation, biological process: mRNA catabolic process. NCBI's taxonomy places the organism in Eukaryota, Viridiplantae, Streptophyta, Magnoliopsida, Zingiberales, Musaceae. The transcript has 7 exons. Gene Ontology annotation, molecular function: mRNA binding; demethylase activity.